Sparassis crispa is the source of this 1404-nucleotide messenger RNA. RefSeq names its product FAD/NAD(P)-binding domain-containing protein. Lineage: Eukaryota; Fungi; Basidiomycota; Agaricomycetes; Polyporales; Sparassidaceae. Bases 1 to 1404 code for a protein of 467 amino acids. The record is from RefSeq and is a predicted model, not a curated record. Gene Ontology annotation, biological process: secondary metabolite biosynthetic process. Gene Ontology annotation, molecular function: FAD binding. The transcript has 9 exons.
AUGGGCGAUGCGAAACUUCGAGUUGCUAUAAUCGGUGCAGGUAUUGGGGGUCUGGUCCUUGCGCUUUCACUGCAUAGAUUCAGCAAGAACGUCAGCGUCGACAUCUACGAGUAUGCUGCCGAGCUCACUGAGCAUGGCGCUGGCAUAGCUGUGUGGGAACGACCAUGGAAAAUAUUGGUUGACCUUGGACUCGAAAAGGACUUACAGACCAUAGCAAAUAGGGAAGGCCCUGCCGCGCACUUGGGUUACAGGAAAUCCGAUCAACAGAAUGGCGUCGAUUUUCACAACCCUACUACACGCUAUGGCAUGGCGAACUUUCACAGAGGAGAGUUUCAACAGGUGCUGAGCAAGCAUCUCCCGCCCUCUUACACCAUCCAUUUUUCCAAGAAGCUCGUCUCUUACACUGAACCCGAUUCAGGCGAAAUCGUUCUCAAUUUCCAAGACGGAUCCCUUGCAACCUGCGACGUCAUCGUGGGUUGUGACGGUGUUCGCUCAGUUGUCCGCGGGACUCUCUAUCGCUCCUUUGCGGAGAAAGCUGAGCGCAAUGGGGAUAAUGCAAUGGCAGCAAAAGCGCUGUCUCACGUGAACGCGACUCACAGCGGGUUUUCGGCUUACCGUGGUCUCUUUCCGACAGAAAAGCUGCUGCGCAGGUUUCCCAAUCACAAAGUAACCGCAGGCCCUCUUGUGUGUUUUGGGAAGAACAGGAAUUUUGUGGUUUAUCCUGUCUCCCAAGGCCGAGCUAUCAAUGUUGUGGUGUUCUUCUCACAACCUGAACUUGAAGGCAAAUUAUACGAUGGUCCCUGGAUGGUUCCCGCGGAGACGCAGGAGAUGGUAGAUAGAUUCCACGCCUGGGAACCCGAGGCCAAGGGCGUGCUCGAAUGCAUGGAGAACGUGUCCCUCUGGGCUGUCAAUACCGUAGUGGGCUUGCCUACCUUCGUUGGCAGGCGGGUUGCUCUACUCGGGGACGCCGCGCAUGCAAUGACGCCUCAUCAUGGAUCUGGAGCCGGACAGGCAUUCGAGGAUGCGUACAUACUGGCUUCUGUCUUGGGACAUCCUUCCGUCACUCUUGCAACUGUCGACCAGGCUCUGCAUGUCUAUGAUGCGAUACGUCGUCCUUUCGUACAGGACGUACAACGACGCUCUCACUAUUCGGGAAAGCUCUAUCAGCUGAGCGGCCCCGAGUGCCAGGCACUGUCCGAAGAAGACAGUGCCUCGGGUGCAGUUUCGGUCGAGAAACUUGCGGAGGUUGCGAACGCGAUAGAUGAUACGAUGAACUGGAUGGGGAUGGGCUCAGGCAUGAGCGAACGUACCCGGGCCUUGAACAUGUUGGAGUGCAGUAUGGCGCGCUCCGGCGAAUCAGCGCCAGCUGCGGUAGCCUCCGUGUUUCCAAUGCACAGGUUAUGA